GGAUCAGCCCAUGGAUCUCUUAAAAUAAGACAAACUCGGCGUCGCGUCAGCCCCUGUCGUUCAGCCGCAGAGGUGGACACGCAGCUGGACAUGCGCUCAUAGGAGGAUUCUGAAGAAAGGGGAAUAGAACUACUGCAAUAAAUGGUGACAGUUGUAACCCAGCAGCCUUGGGGUAAGGCCCUGGGGCAGGAGACUGUGCAUAUGUGGCGUGUGGAGUCCGCUCAGGUGAAGGUAGAGAUACUCACUCUGGGGGCUACUCUCAAGUCUGUGCUGUGCAGAGGGAGGGACCAGCAGUGGGCUGAUGUGGUGCUGGGAUACUCUGACCUUCAGGGAUAUCUGUCAGACAAGCGUUACUUUGGAGCUGUGAUCGGCCGUGUAGCCAAUAGAAUCACUAAAGGACGCUUUGUACUCGAUGGCAAAGAAUAUCAACUGGAUAUCAACAAUGGGCCAAAUGCACUUCAUGGAGGGCUGGUGGGGUUCAACAAGGCUGUAUGGAAGGCUUUACCAGUGGAAGGAGGGGUGCAGCUGAGCCACACCAGCCCUGAUGGAGACCAGGGCUAUCCUGGAGAGGUGCAGGUCACACUCACAUACCUGCUACGGGGGGAAACACUGACUGCUGAGUAUCAAGCAAAGACUACAAAAAACACUCCGAUCAACCUCACCAACCACUCCUACUUUAACCUGGCCGGACAGAAUGCUGAUAAUGUCUACGACCAUGAAGUGUCCAUCAGUGCAGAGUGCUACCUGCCAGUGGAUAACAACUCCAUCCCCACAGGGGAGGUCAGAGCUGUUGAAGGGACUCCCUUUGACCUCAGGGGGCCAGUUUUACUUGGCCCUAGGCUGAAGAGGCUGCCAGGACCUGGGUUUGACCAUAACUUCUGCCUGUGUUCCUAUGAUGAGCCCUGGGCAGAAAGACCAGCUGCCAGGGUGUGUCACCCAGCCAGUGGCCGAGUCCUGGAGGUGUUCACCAGCCAACCAGGCCUGCAGUUUUACACCGCCAACUAUCUAGAUGGCUCUAUAAUUGGGAAGGAUGGGGUCACAUAUGGCAAACACUGCUCCUUUUGUCUCGAGACACAAAACUGGCCUGAUGCUAUCAACCAGACCUCAUUCCCUAACUGCCUGCUGCGCCCUGGUGAACUGUACCACCAUGUGACUCGCUAUACAUUCACCACCUGCUGACAGCCACAUGCCAGAUAAUACAAGCAACAUCAAUACAGUGUAAUGAUAACAUUAUAAUGAGUAUUACAAUUAUUUUAAAUGUCCAAAAUAAAAUAAAUGUGAAUCUUUCUGAGGUUUUACUUAGGUACACUAUUACUACAAUGUCUUCUUCGUGUUAGGCAUUGUAAGUCUGCCUCUUGGCAUGCUGGGGUUGGAAAAAAAAUAGUAUGAUUUUAUUAGGCCAUGAUUUUGAUUACUAAUUCAAUUAAAUUUGUUUUUGUAAAACCCCAAAUCACAUUUCCAGCAAGAUCAUUAAGUUAACCAACAGAAAGUUAGAAAAUUAAACAGUGGAACACACAUAAAUCAAUAACAGACCAGCAGCUUAACCAAUAUUCAUAGAAAACAAGCAAAUGCAUAACUGCCCCAGAACAUCCUCUGUCUUUAGACCCUUCUUCUUGGCAAGAAAAUGUUCAAAACUGUAAUUGCAGAAAAUUGCUUUUGGUAUUGGGAUCUCUAAAGCAUCACAAAGUUAACAAUAGCAUCACAUGCUUGAUGUUCCAAUCAGAAAUGGUAACAAUCUAGUACACAUGUCAAACUCAAGGCCCAGGGGCCAAAUGUGGCCCUCCACAUCAUUUUAUUUACAUCUAUGCAAAUUAAUAUGCAAUAUUUGAAACUUGAAUAAGUAAUAAAUACAGAAACAGUUAAUUAACAAGUUAAAAAGUAGUUACAUCUAUUUUCCAUCUGGCCCUUUGAGGACAGCCAUUUUGCUGAUGUGGCCCUCGGUGAAAAUGCGUUUGACACCCCUGGUCUAUUAUGUAAACUAUUGAUCACUUUUGAUUAAGCUGUAGGUGUUAUUUUUCAAAACCAUGGAAAGCUCAUUGUAUUUUUUCCUCAAAAAAGUCCAUUAGCUCAUCUCAGAAAAUUGUAACAAACUGGACUAAUCUCUCCGCUUAUGUCACUUGAGAUUGGUGUGUAAUUUUGCCUCAGCAAAAUAGAUCCUUAAAGCUCAAGCAAAGCCAAUAGUUAAAUAUGAUUGUCUUAUUAUCAAACCUUUGUCUCGGUUCCACUCUUUUGCCCUCUUCAGAAGCAUUAUGUGAUUUUAGCAGUGGGACAAUGGGAAUUUUUGCACACAAGCCUAAUGUGAUUGUUUAAUGUCUUUGUAAAUACACAAGUGCAAAUUAAAUUGUUUGGAUUCCCACAACGUAUCUGGAACCUGAUUUACAGUAUUCUACAUGGAACUUUAAAUAGUUCUGGUAGGUCUGUGUCAGGAAGCUAAAAUGCAGCUAAACAAAGCAUGAUGCUCAAACAUAAACCAACUUUCCAACCUUGGGAUGAGGGAUGCAGCUUUGAACAAGUUGGUCAGCAGUAGGCAUCCUACUGCUUCAAAGCAACAUCACAUCUGGAAAAGGGCAGAAAAGGAGUACCUUUUCAAGUUGUGAUAAAAACAUAGGUCUGAUAGUAAAGCAAAACAUAGCAUAAUCAUAUCAGAGGGUGUGAUGACUCCAACUGAACUAUAAAGUAAAUAUUUUUGUUUGUCAAACAAUUUACUUAACCAAUUGAAAUACAUAAAGCAUUGUUUAGACACUUAAAUACAGCAUUAGCUUCUGUCAAACACUAGAGUGCGCUGCACGACCUGUGGCUGCCCAGCUGUCUGAGAGGUUGGUUGGGAAGCAGGGCUUUGGUUCAGUGCAACCUUAAUGUACUUUGUUAAGGCAUAGCAGUGUAUUCUAUGGACAAUAACAAUAAAUGGCAUUUACCUGAUAUCUGCCACACAUGCAUGUUGGCCCC
Periophthalmus magnuspinnatus is the source of this 2946-nucleotide messenger RNA. It is a transcript of the gene galm, whose product is annotated as galactose mutarotase. The record is from RefSeq and is a predicted model, not a curated record. Lineage: Eukaryota; Metazoa; Chordata; Actinopteri; Gobiiformes; Gobiidae. The transcript is spliced from 9 exons. The coding region runs from base 142 to 1179 and encodes 345 amino acids. Gene Ontology annotation, biological process: glucose metabolic process; beta-D-galactose catabolic process via UDP-galactose, Leloir pathway. Gene Ontology annotation, molecular function: aldose 1-epimerase activity; carbohydrate binding.